AUGCCCAUGCCCAAGGAUGUUAAACAACUUCGCUCUCUUCUCGGCGGCCUCAGCUAUUACCGCAAGUUCCUUCCCAACAUGGCUACACGUAUUCGGCCUCUGACUACUCUUCUCAAGAAGCAGGCGACGUUCGUCUUCACCCCUGCCAUGGAGCAAGCUGUUUGCGUCCUGCUAUCUGAGUUGGCCAACCCUCCUGUCUUGGUUUAUCCGGAUUGGGAUGCCGUUUCGGACGGCUCGCGACCUUUUCGUCUCUACUGUGAUGCUAGUCGCGUUGGGUUCGGUGGGACUCUCGAAAAAGGAGAGCCGGAUGGCUCCAUCCGACCAAUCGUCUCCAUCAGCCGAGCUACUUUGGACUCCGAACGUUAUUGGAUUCCCUUCGACCUCGAGGCGGGUAGCAUCGUGUGGUCCAUCAAACGACUUGGCGGUUAUUUGUGGGGUACGAAAUUCCGCAUUUUUGCCGCCCACAAAUCUCUUGAGCACUUUGCCAAGGUGGAGACCAAUGCCCGCGUUUAG
Messenger RNA from Ectocarpus sp. CCAP 1310/34, 513 nucleotides. Lineage: Eukaryota; Phaeophyceae; Ectocarpales; Ectocarpaceae. The record is from the annotation of a GenBank genome assembly.